Messenger RNA from Colletotrichum karsti, 1551 nucleotides. RefSeq lists its product as uncharacterized. Lineage: Eukaryota; Fungi; Ascomycota; Sordariomycetes; Glomerellales; Glomerellaceae. Gene Ontology annotation, cellular component: membrane. The transcript has 4 exons. The record is from RefSeq and is a predicted model, not a curated record. Gene Ontology annotation, biological process: carbohydrate transport; transmembrane transport. Gene Ontology annotation, molecular function: carbohydrate:proton symporter activity. The coding region runs from base 1 to 1551 and encodes 516 amino acids.
AUGACCAUCCUCACGGGUCGCCCGCUCAACUGGGCCAUCACGGCCACUGCAGGAUCAGGUUUUCUUCUCUUCGGCUACGACCAAGGCGUAAUGUCUGGCUUGCUUACGGGCUACGCUUUCACGAGGACGUUUCCUGAGAUCGAUACGACCAACGGUGGUGGCGGCAGCUCGUCCCUGCAGGGUACGGUGGUCGCUAUCUACGAGAUUGGGUGUUUCUUUGGCGCCAUCUUCUGUCUGGUGUUUGGCGAGAAGCUCGGGCGCCGCAAGUGCAUCAUGCUGGGCUGUCUUGUGCUCAGUAUCGGAGCUGCGCUGCAAGCUGCUUCGUUCGGGAUCCCGCAGAUGAUUGUUGGUCGCAUCGUCGCGGGGUUGGGGAACGGAAUGAAUACGAGUACUAUUCCGGUCUGGCACUCCGAGUUGAUGAAGGCGGAUAACCGAGGCAAGGGUCUCGCCAUCGAGCUGGCGAUCAACAUCUUCGGUGUCGCGCUGAGUUACUGGGUCGACUACGGCAUGAGCUACGUCUCCAACGACUCGCAGUUCCGUUUCCCUCUCGCCCUGCAGAUUCUCUUUGCCGUCGUCACCUUUUUUGGCGUCCUGGUCCUCCCCGAGUCUCCCCGAUGGCUCAUCGCUCACGACCGUCACGACGAGGCCCGCCACAUCCUCUGGGCUGUCGAGAAGGAUGCCCGCUCCAUCAACGAGAACGACCCGAAGCUGCAGCGCAACCUGGCCGAGAUCCAAGCUGCUAUCCGCGAGGAGCGUGAAGCUGCUAAUACCUCAUCUUUCAAGGCGAUGUUUAAGAACGGGGAGCAAAAGUUCUUUUAUAGGACUAUGCUGGGUAUUGGUGGCCAAUUUAUGCAACAAUUGAGCGGUAUCAACCUCAUUACUUACUACGCCCCGGUUAUCUUCCAGCAAUCCGUCGGCAUGUCACACAACCUCUCGCUGCUGCUCGCUGGUUUCAAUGGCAUUGCAUACUUCUUUUCGUCCCUGAUUCCAAUUUGGAUCAUCGAUCGCCUCGGCCGUCGCAAGCUCAUGCUCUUUGCCGCCGCGGGGCAGUGCGCCUGCAUGGCCGUCCUCGCAGGCACAGUCUCCAACGGAAGCGUCCCCGCCGGAAUCGUCGCUAUCGUCAUGCUCUUCCUCUUCAACUUCUUCUUCGCCGUCGGCCUCCUCGCAAUUCCCUGGCUCCUGCCCGCAGAAUAUGCCCCGCUGGCCAUCCGCACUCGCGCGGCCGCCCUCGCCACCGCAUCCAACUGGAUCUUCACCUUCUUGGUCGUGGAGAUCACGCCCGUCAGCAUCAGCAGCAUCGGGUACAGGACGUACAUCUACUUCUGCAUCUUCAACUUCUUCUUCAUCCCGCUCAUCUGGUUCUUCUACCCCGAGACGCAGAACCUCAGCCUCGAGCAGAUCGACCGCCUGUUCACGGGCGGAAAGGUGCAGCUGCACUGGAAGGCGAGCAUGGGCACCCCCGGCGACCUCGCUCAUCCUGUCAACGAGAAGGAUUCCGAGUCCGGCUCGGGAGAGGUCCUCCGCGUGGAGAACAAGGAGUUGGUUCACUAG